Messenger RNA from Saccharomyces mikatae IFO 1815, 1014 nucleotides. It is a transcript of the gene PEX10, whose product is annotated as ubiquitin-protein ligase peroxin 10. The coding region runs from base 1 to 1014 and encodes 337 amino acids. Gene Ontology annotation, molecular function: zinc ion binding. Gene Ontology annotation, cellular component: peroxisomal membrane. Gene Ontology annotation, biological process: protein import into peroxisome matrix. The record is from RefSeq and is a predicted model, not a curated record. Lineage: Eukaryota; Fungi; Ascomycota; Saccharomycetes; Saccharomycetales; Saccharomycetaceae. The transcript has a single exon.
AUGGAUUAUGACAAUGAUUUGAAAAAAAACUCACUUGCACGACUAUCACAGUUAAGGUUUCCAUUUGCAGAUGCCCCCAGUAUUGUACAAGCGCAUCAAAAAGAUGAACAAAUCCAAACCCUUUUAACUUUAAAGAUAACUGAUUUAUGUAGGUUAAUAAAGAACCAAUUAUUCGUUAACUCUUAUCCUAAAGAACUUUCUAUUUUAACCAAGCUACUAUAUUUGCUCUUUACUACAGGAAGACGUGGUAAAACAUUGGGCGAGGAAUAUGUUGACUUAAUAUACACCAAUAAGAGUGGUACUAAACUAACAGGACGAAUUAGAAUGAUUUUAUUUGUAUUUUCCUAUUCUAUCUGUCCAUAUUUCAUUACUAAACUUUACAAAAAAUUAGUGCAAAGUGAAAAGGAAAGCAAAGCUGAAGACACUAUAAGUAUUACUGGGUUUUGUGAGGUUUUUUUGGAUUUUAUUUUAGAUUUGCAUAUGACCUUAUUUUAUUUUAAAGGAUCUUUUUAUAGUACUUUUAAAAGGAUCUUUGGUAUGAGAUACAUUUUUAGGCAUGUGAUGGCGGAAAAUGAGGCUAAGUUUAGAAGAGAGGGCAUAAGAACGUACAAAGUAUUGGGUUAUAUACUAUUGACUCAGAACAUACUGAAAUGGUAUCCCGUUUUAAGGUCUGCACUCAGGUCCUGGAUGUAUGAAAAGAAAGGUACUGGCGAUUCAAUUAUCAACUUGUCUCCUGCUUUACGGCAGCAUUCAGAACAUAAUUCGAUAGAAGGUAUACCGAACGAAUCACAGCUGACUCAUAUAAAUUUGUCGGAUAAAAAGCAACUGCCAUAUAUUCCAGAAUCUUCGAGAAAAUGCAUUUUAUGCCUCACGAAUAUGACUGAUCCUAGCUGCGCGCCCUGUGGUCACCUAUUCUGCUGGGAUUGUCUUAUGAGUUGGUGUAAAGAGAGACCAGAGUGUCCUCUAUGUAGACAGAAGUGUCGACCACAAGGGAUUUUGGUUUUGCAGCAGUAG